Molecule: messenger RNA, 2196 nt
Organism: Penicillium argentinense
Lineage: Eukaryota; Fungi; Ascomycota; Eurotiomycetes; Eurotiales; Aspergillaceae
Product: putative ABC transporter
Exons: 2
Coding region: 1-2196 (731 amino acids)
Cellular component (GO): mitochondrion
Molecular function (GO): ATP binding; ATP hydrolysis activity
Source: RefSeq, a predicted model, not a curated record
AUGGGACGAGAAGCGCUCGCCGACUUACAACUUGAAGCUUCACAAACGAUGCUGUUGCGCACGACUCUGCGGGCGCGAUUAUCGCCAUCGCGAUCGCUGCCGCGGCCAGUUCUCGCUCCUUCACGACUGUCCUCGUCCGUUCCGCUUAUCCACAUCCAAGACGCGACCUUCUAUCGGCAAUAUCCAACCGAGGAGAAUGCCGCAACCAAUCCGCCACUGUUUCCCAAUCUGAAUUUCAAGCUUCCGGCGACGGAAACCUCGGCGGGCGAGAAGCAAUUCUGGGCGAUAUUGGGCCCAUCGGGUCGAACCGACCUGCUGGAUAUUUUGCGUGGACAACACAUCUCCAUUCCACCCACAGCACGAUCAUAUCCAUACCUUCUCAGCGACGAGAUUGCCGCCAAAGACUCCGGACUGCGCAUCGUGAGCAAUGCCAUACAAUACAUCGGCUUCAGUGGAGAGGGCUCUGGGGCAAUUGGAGGCACCCGUGGCGCGUAUCUCAGUGCGCGCUACGAGAGUCAUCGCGAAGAGACCGAUUGGACGGUGGAGCAAUUCCUGCGCGGCCAGACCUCGUUGAACCCAAUGGAAGGCGAGGAGAAGGGCACUCUACGAGACGAGGGACUGCUGCAAGAGGUGAUUGCAGAUCUGCGUCUGGGUUCCUUGCUUGACAUGCCCGUCGCCAAUCUCAGCAAUGGUCAAACCCGGCGGGCGCGGAUUGCAAAGGCCUUGCUCAAGAAGCCAGAACUCCUCCUUCUGGACGAACCUUUCAUGGGACUGGAUCCGGCCACCGUCCGUAGCAUCUCCGAGUUGCUGUUCCGCUUAGCCCAAAAGAAUGCGCCUCGGCUUAUCCUGGCCCUGCGUCCGCAAAACCCCAUGCCGGACUGGAUCACUCACAUAUCCCUCAUCGGAAAUUCCCACCAGAUUCUCAAACAAGGAAGCCGCGCUAUAAUUGACCGAGCUCUGACAGUCUGGCGCAAGGAGGCGAAGAAGCUGGACGACGAUACUCAGAAGGUUGAUGCUGAUGUUAAGAAACUUCUUCGAUCGGGGGCCCUCGACCAACAGCUCCUGCGGGAUUUCACAUCGAACCAGCCGUCCUUGGAGAAUAAUCAACAUCACACGGCAUCGCUGGGCGGGGAACCUGUGAUUGAGAUGGAUGGGGUGCGGGUCCAGUAUGGCGACAAGGUGGUUCUCGGCGACUGGAGACAGCAAGUUGACAAGGAUAUCAAGGAUGGCCUACACUGGCGUGUCCGGCGCGGCCAGCGCUGGGCCAUCCUCGGCGCAAACGGAUCUGGCAAGACCACCCUGCUGUCCCUCAUCACCUCGGAUCACCCACAGACAUACGCCCUGCCCGUCAAACUGUUUGGGCGCUCUCGCCUGGCUGAGCCGGGCCUGCCGGCUAUCUCCAUCUUCGAGCUGCAGUCACGACUUGGCCACUCUUCGCCCGAGAUCCAUGCCUUCUUCCCGCGUCAAUUGACGGUGCGCGCGGCCCUCGAAUCGGCCUUUGCCGAGACCUUCUUAGCCCGGCCCAGGCUCGAACACCAGCAUGAUCUCGAUAUCUCCGCCAUGCUGCGCGCUUUCAAGGCGGACUUGGACCCUAAUGCCACGACUGCCCAGCAGUCGCCUCCAGCGGUCUCUACUGAUAGCAAAUUCUUUCCCAAACUCCCGACGCGAUCCAGUACCCCGUAUAUUCCCAAUGAUUAUGAUGUCGAAUAUGCCGACCAGAUCCGCUUCGGCCAGCUCACCACGGCGCAGCAGCGGAUUGUGCUCUUCCUCCGGGCCCUCAUUCACAAGCCGGACAUUGUGAUCCUUGACGAGCCAUUUUCCGGCUUGACCGCGUCUCAGCGCGACAAGUGUCUAAAGUUCUUGGAGUUUGGUGAUUGCACACAGGAUGCCGAGCACAGACGGCACUAUGGCUUGUCCGAGGACCAGGCCCUCAUUAUGAUCAGUCAUGUCAAAGAGGAAAUACCGGACAUGGUCCGCAAUUUCAUGCGGUUGCCGUCGGAACCGAGCGAUGCCUCCGAACCUCUGGACUUCCGGGUCGGCCUGCUCAAGCCUACCAGCAAACUUCGGGAUCCCAAGAUUUGGGAGACCGCGUGGUCUUCGCCCACACAAUUCGACCAGGUCGCUGAGCCCACCGGCCGCCGAGAAUCGGAACAGGCUGUUUCCGAUCCCCAGACGUACGCGUAUAUAUCGGUGUAA